CCUGGUCCCGCUGGCACUGCCGGUCUCGCCGGCGCUGCCGGUCCCGGUCCGCUCCGUCCUGCCAGCACCGGUACCCAGGCUCCCCUCUCCUCUCCAGCACAAUGGCCUGCCAAGAGAGUGAGUACCUGGAUGACCAGAAGAAAUGUGUCCCCUGCAGAAAGUGCAUGCCUGGGCAGGAGCUUUCCAAGGACUGUGGUGACGGCAGCGGAGGGGACGCGCAGUGCGUGGCCUGCCCUCCCAGGAAGUUCAAGGACCGCUGGGGACACCACGGCUGCAAGCCCUGCCUGUCCUGCGCCCUCAUCAACCGCCUCCAGAAGUCCAACUGCACGGCGACGGCCGACGCGGUGUGCGGGGAGUGCCUGCCAGGGUUUUACCGGAAAGCACGGAUCAGUGGGCAGCUGGAAUGGGAGUGCAUCCCCUGCACCAAGCAGACGCCCUCCUCCGAGCCACAGUGUCGCUCCAGAACUAACCUGGUGAAGGUCGCCAUCCCCACUGUACCACCACAGGACACGGCCCUUCUUGCCCUGACCAGCAGUGCCCUGAUCAUCAUCGUCCUGGUGCUUCUGGCACUCUCCAUCAUCUACUGCAAGCGGUUUUGGAAGAGCCAGUGCCAGCGAGUCUUCCUGAGGACUCAGAACUUCUCGGGCCAGCGAGCAAUGUUCCCGACCGCAGCGGCGCCCGGCAGGUUCCUGUGUGAGGAGCAGAUGUCUGGUCCCUGCUGCCUGGGUGUGAAGAACCUGAGCCCUUGCUACAGGCAGGCAGAAGGCCCUGUGGAAGCGGUGCAGUUCAUUUCGGACGGGGAAGCUGUGGGUCUCCAGCUCCCCUCUCUCCAGCCAGAGGUGGACUUGCCGCCGGCCAUUGUGGUCAGCGCUGCCUCCAAGGCCCAGCUGGGCAGGAGCCUCCUGGAAAGCCAGCCCCUCCUCCGGGCCUCGGGCCAUGGUGACUGCCUGGCCGGGGUCCUGCCGCCCCCCGCCCAAAGGCAGGGCCAGCCAGGCACGGUGGAGGCCCUGGCCCCCCUCUCCUCCUGCGCCUCUGAGAUGCAGCACAAGUGGCCACAUGCACCAGUGGAAUGCACCGAGCUGGACCUCCAGAAGUUUUCCACCCAGGCAGAGUUUGUGGGCAGCGAGCGGCCGGACGAUGCAACGAGCCAGGCAGUGAAGAGGAUCCCGGCAGAGAGCAGUGGUGUGGUGCAGGAGGGGGCCCAUCACUUGCCCUCCACCUUCCCAAAUCCCACUGCCGAUACCCCCCCUGGGGAGCGGCCGGUGGAUGAUGCCCAGAGCCUGGUGACUCAGAUCAGCAGCGCAGCCAAGGGUCUCCUAAUAGCAGAGCUGCCACAUUCCUUGGUGCAGUCACUCGCCUUCUUGUUGGACCCUUCCUUGAACGGCGUGAAGAACUUUGGCCACGUGGCACUGGAGCUGGGGCUCGUGCCCCAGUUGCUGGGACGGAUCUCAGGGUUUGAGCAGCUCGUCGCACACUUCACGUACGCGGGAGCCGCCGUGACCGUCCCGCUGCUGGCACAGGCGCUGCAGCGGCUCCAGCGGUUCGACGCCUUGCUCCUGCUCUGUGACCACUUCACUCUCAGCCCGGUGACAGACCACCAGCACUAGAGGACGCGGAGGGAUGAGGAAAGCUCCAUGCACUGCUGGUGUGGGAGAGGAUCCAGUGGCCUUCAGUCAUGUAACUUCCCUGGUGUGCAUGGGGGCAGAGCAUGGAGAUGGUCUUUGCAUCACGGAAUGGAAGGAUGCGAGGGGUUCUGGGAAGCACAGCUGUACCUGCUCCCAGCUCCGUGUGGGAGGGCUUGCUCAGGCGCCUCCAGAGGCUGUUUUUCUCUGGCUGUGACACCCUUGGUCACUGUGCUGCCCAUGAUGCGGUGCUCUGGCUCUGCAGUGAGCCCCAUCCUGCCCCACUCUUGCCAUGGGGUCCCUCAGCCAUGGGGCUUGGUCUCCACUGGCAACACCCUCCUAUGGGCCUAGCCAUCGCCUCCCCUCCAUUCCAGCUUUUCUGUCCUUCCUUUGCUCUGUGCUGUGCUUUCCUAGGUGCCAGAUGCCACUUUCCCAGUUUGCUUUUUGGUUGUUUCUCUUCUUCCAUGCUGGGAUUUCCUCAGCAGAGGACCUGGCCAUGGCUCACGUGCUGGGCUCCAGCCUUUGCCUCUCUGUGCCACCCUGGCACCUUCCCCUUUGUGUCUGUUUGUCCUGGCAGGAGUCUCAGACUGAUCCCCAGGAUGAGCUGGUGUACAUCUUUGUCCUGGGGCUGUGGCUGCUGGCCCGGGACAGGUGCUGGCUCACUCCCGGGCUCCUGCCAUGCCCCACAGCCAUCUGCUGCCCAUCGCCUCCAAGGCUUUGCGGUGGCACAGGGCAGCAGGGGCAGGGUCGCUGCACUGCUUUGCCCUGGGGAGCGGGUGGCAGCUGGGGGCUGAAGCCAUGACUGUGGUUGCAGUCAGUGAUGACGUCCCUGUGCCAGCCACAGCAGGGCCAGCUCCUUUUAAAAUAUUUUUCUUUUUUUUUUUUCCUGCCUAUAAAUGGCCUGAUUUCUCAUUCCUGGGAGUUGCUACUGGGGAAGGGAGAGACCUUCUGCUUCUUAUUUCAUCCUGAGGGAUUUGUCAGAGUUUGCCGUGGUCCUGCUGCCACUGAGUGCCCCGGUUUCGGUUGCUGUGCCCGGGGCUGAGGACUGGAGGUGGUCAGGCUGUUCUCAGUGGGGCUCUGUCAGUGGCCCCGGACAGGCACGUUCCCGUGCGGGGCGCGGCGGCGCGGGGGCGGCGGGCACGCGGGGCUGCGGAUGCCGCUCCCGCGGGGUCACGGCUGGAGCAGCUGCCAGCGGGGCUGCGGCGGCAGCGCGGCUCGGUGCCAGGCGACACUGACACCGGGGUCCAGUGAGGGUCACCCCAGCUGUCCCGAGACUCCCGGGCAGCGCUGCCGAGGCUGAACCGGUGGUGCUCGCUCUGGCUCUGCUGCUCUGUCCCUCACUGCCGCGGUGGGUCCAGCGAGCGCUGUCUGCGGUCCCGCCCAUGGCCGGGGGCUCCGGCCGAGCCGGCGGACGGUGGUCGCCAGCAAGCGGCACUGUUACCCCGCCAGCCCCGCCUGCCGACCCGCGGGCUUUGCCUUUAUGUGACCACAGUACCUGGAAGAAGCGGGUGCCCUUCUGGGAAGACAGCCCCCUCCAGUCCCGGGUAUUAAUAGCUGCUCGUGUUUCUUUUCCCUGUUCAGUGCUGUUGGGACUCAAACGCACCCAGGAUGUGCUCAGAUAAGCAGGGGCGUGGGCAGUUUCAACUGGAUCUGACACUUUCUCUCUGCUGCUUGUUUCUUCCACAGUCAAGGUCAUUUUAUUGCUCUUUGCUCCCCAAGACCCAAAGUGUUGGACCUUGUGCCAUUUGGGGCCGGGGUUAGUUGGACUCUCGCUGCACGCUCGGGUUAUCAGGGAGCAGCCAGCAGUGUUGCUGCAACACACACAGCCUGGGGCCAGGGAU
Corapipo altera (White-ruffed manakin) is the source of this 3463-nucleotide messenger RNA. RefSeq names its product ectodysplasin A2 receptor (gene EDA2R). Gene Ontology annotation, biological process: positive regulation of JNK cascade; positive regulation of canonical NF-kappaB signal transduction; tumor necrosis factor-mediated signaling pathway. Lineage: Eukaryota; Metazoa; Chordata; Aves; Passeriformes; Pipridae. Bases 102 to 1607 code for a protein of 501 amino acids. The record is from RefSeq and is a predicted model, not a curated record. Gene Ontology annotation, molecular function: tumor necrosis factor receptor activity; protein binding. The transcript has 9 exons. Gene Ontology annotation, cellular component: plasma membrane.